Molecule: messenger RNA, 636 nt
Organism: Blepharisma stoltei
Lineage: Eukaryota; Ciliophora; Heterotrichea; Heterotrichida; Blepharismidae
Source: the annotation of a GenBank genome assembly
AUGAAUAAAAGACGUGGAAGCUAUACCGCUGCAAAGCUUCAAUUAAAAAAGAGGCACCCUAAAAUAAUAACAAGUGUGAGCUCGCAAUUCAAUUUUUCAAAAAGUUAUAAUGAUAAUUAUGAAGGGGAAAUUUCAGCGCCUGCUUCUAUAUAUUCAGAGGAACCAGUUAAUAGAAAUGUUAGUCCUGAGGAAACAGUGCUAAGCAUGAUAUCUGACUCAGAGCCUAAAGCGAUUUUGAAUAUCCCAAAAUCUGCAACCCCAGCAAGAUGCAGCUCAAGAUCUCGAUCACCGUAAUUCUAAUAUAGAAUAAAUGAAGACAAAUAUAAGCAGAAAUAUUUAAAAUUGGAGACAACUUAUAAAGAUCUCCUAAUAAAAUCUCAAAACAUACAACAACUUUAUGAUAAUUUGCUUGAAGACCCACAGUUAAAUCUGCCAGUUAUUGUUGAGCCUCAUAUACAGCCCGAUGAAAAUAAUCAUAUGUCAGAUCAUGAAAUGCUUAAAACCAUUAUGGCAACUAUGACUAAUUUUAGCCAGAGGCUUGAAAAUCUUGAGUCCCUAGCACAUAAUAUUCAAAAUCAGCUAAGUUCUUUUCUGAACACAAGCCCGCAAGCAAAGUCAUCAAAAUUUUUAUCAUAA